This is a messenger RNA of Aspergillus nidulans FGSC A4, 528 nucleotides long. RefSeq lists its product as uncharacterized. Gene Ontology annotation, molecular function: nucleotide binding. NCBI's taxonomy places the organism in Eukaryota, Fungi, Ascomycota, Eurotiomycetes, Eurotiales, Aspergillaceae. Bases 1 to 528 code for a protein of 175 amino acids. The transcript has 4 exons. The record is from RefSeq and is a predicted model, not a curated record.
AUGCCAUUGUGCGCGGCCGUCGUCGGCUACGGCUUCAGCGCAAAAACAUUUCACAUCCCUUUCCUCCUGCAUAAUCCGGGAUUUCAUCUGUACGCGAUCGUCCAGCGCGCAUCGCGGAAGGGAAACUCAGCCGUAGCCGAUUUUCCGCAUGUCAGGAUUUUCAACAACGCUUACGAUUCCAUUGCAGACGGGGCUGUUGAUGUUCUAAUCAUCACUACGACGAAUGAUACGCAUUUCCCGUUAAGCAAAGCGGCAUUGGAGAGCGGAAAGCACGUCCGGCUUCGGUCCCAUUUUGACUGCGCGCCGAACUCGCGGACGGCGAUCGAAUCGAAGAAGUGGCGCUUGGCUAGCGGUGUCCCGGGAGCAGGAAUGCUAUUUGAUCUAGGAAGCCACUUGAUCGACCAGUGUUGGGAUAUGAGAAAGGUCUACAAGUACGUUGUCAGCGAUAGACAGAAGAGAUUUGAGGUGCUUGGGACUAAAGGCCGAUGGGUCAAGUACGAGCUCGAUAUCCAGGAGGACCAGCUGUAG